AUGAUAUGGAAAGCCGAGUUUGGGAGCAAACUUGAUUAUAUUCUGGAAUUACACGCCAAAGAUACUUCAGAAAUUGAUGAAAGCUACGAACUUUGUAGCUUUGAUAAGAAUUCUGAUAGUGAGGAUUCAGGAGAAUCAUCAAUGUUCAUGAAAGAUGAGGAGUUCGAUAAAAGGCUGACAAUGAUCUUGGCUUGCUUGGUUGUAGCAUCUGCGAGGCGCCUGUUGUUUCGCGAGACGUUGAAGGAUCAUCAGACUUUGCAGAAUGUGACAAUUUCGGAUGAAAAACAGAUAGGAACUUUUAGUAUGAAUCGCAGACAAAUUGAAGAGUUCAAAAGAGGUAUGAAUUCUAGGGAUUGGAUUAAGAAGACUUUAAUGGAGAGUGACAAAUCAACGCCAUUUUUUCGCAUGAAGGUUUGGGAUGUGCCUGAGUUGAAGCUGUCAAGAUGUACAAUGAAGGGGGUAACUCUGGUGGUGAUAGAGAGGAUUGAAGAGGAGAAUAAGAAGGUGGAGGAAAGCUGGGAUUGGGUGGUGAAGACUUUUGAUGGGGAAGCGGAAAAAGAGAAGGUGUUCAAUGAAGCUGUGAGGAAGUUGUUUGAGAAGAAAAGAAGUUACAUAAGCAGGGAGAUGAACUCAUCUUUUGACAUUCUUCAAUAG
Coffea arabica (coffee) is the source of this 654-nucleotide messenger RNA. RefSeq names its product F-box protein At5g46170-like. Gene Ontology annotation, molecular function: protein binding. NCBI's taxonomy places the organism in Eukaryota, Viridiplantae, Streptophyta, Magnoliopsida, Gentianales, Rubiaceae. The record is from RefSeq and is a predicted model, not a curated record.